Molecule: messenger RNA, 707 nt
Organism: Cyprinodon tularosa
Lineage: Eukaryota; Metazoa; Chordata; Actinopteri; Cyprinodontiformes; Cyprinodontidae
Product: dual specificity protein phosphatase 18-like
Exons: 1
Biological process (GO): protein dephosphorylation
Cellular component (GO): cytoplasm
Molecular function (GO): MAP kinase tyrosine/serine/threonine phosphatase activity
Source: RefSeq, a predicted model, not a curated record
UCAGCUCAUCUGAAACUGUGUUGAAAACUCGACUGAAGCUGACCUGAAACUGACUCAAGUCACUCCUGAGUCCCUACAUGUUGCUCUCACAAGUUACGCCCACUCUCUUCCUCAGUGGGGCUGAUGCCCCCCUAAACGCUGCUCUGAUGUCACAGAAAGGCAUCACCUUGAUUGUCAAUGCCACGCUGAGUCAUGCCUUCCCCUCCUACCCAGGGGUGGAGUGUCUCCGCGUCCCCGUCUGUGAUCUGCCCUGUGAGCGGCUGGAAGCUCAUUUCGACCAUGUGGCCGAUCGUAUCAAUGGAAACCACACAGGAGGCACGCUGGUGCACUGCGCCGCCGGGAUGAGCCGCUCUCCGGCUUUGGUGAUGGCGUACCUGAUGCGGUACCGUGGCGUGACGCUGUGCCAGGCCCACCGGUGGGUCCAGGAGAGCCGUCCCUUCAUACGGCUGAACGUAGGUUUCUGGGAGCAGCUGCUGCGGUACGAGAGGAAGCUGUACGGCCGCAACACGGUCAGGGUGGAGCCCGACAGGGCGGGUCUAAAGAGGGUGGAUCCAGGUAUGGUGGUUCCUCUGCGGACGGAGCCGACCCGGGCUGAGGGGACGCAGAAAGACAACCGGUUAAAAUCUGUACCUAGGUCACCUGGGACAACCCAUACUCCCAUGAUGUCUCGCUCUCGGAAGACGAUGUCCACCAAUCCAUCAAAAAGA